AUGCAGCCCAUUGCCCUCUUUGGAAUUCUGCUGCUUUUCUCUCCGCAAGCACAGGCCGCACCAUCGUCGCUUCACUCUCACCUCCAGCGCCACAGAGAACGCGCCGCAACACACGCUCACUUGAGCCAUCAACACGUAAAGUUAAACAAAAAAGUCGAGCCCGAGCCAGAAGCAAUGAAGACUUUCAGAGACAUCGUGCCAUUAUUUCAAAACCUCAUUGCCACGGACAAGCCAUCAGCACCGUCGCCAUACGUUGAAUCAACAGUGACGCCUCCUUCUCCUCCAACAAAGCAUGACGGUGCAUCAGACCAUGUCGACUCAGACUCCGACGAUUCACAGCUACGGGUGGUGAGGACGAAUUCAGUCCGCAAGCAAACGUUGCCCGACCGGGCCAAGCUGGCGGCAAUGGGUCGAGGGCAAAGCCGCGUGAGGUCGGUCGCGGAUGUGAUUGACAGCCGGCACGCUGACUCUGCGAUGCGAUUGCUGCGUGCUCACGCUGUUGUCAAGCAUAACAGAUUUCAGCGUGAGAUUUGA
Colletotrichum godetiae is the source of this 534-nucleotide messenger RNA. RefSeq lists its product as uncharacterized. The record is from RefSeq and is a predicted model, not a curated record. NCBI's taxonomy places the organism in Eukaryota, Fungi, Ascomycota, Sordariomycetes, Glomerellales, Glomerellaceae. Bases 1 to 534 code for a protein of 177 amino acids. The transcript has a single exon.